Messenger RNA from Penicillium griseofulvum, 1215 nucleotides. Its product is annotated as Nucleotide-binding, alpha-beta plait. Gene Ontology annotation, cellular component: mRNA cleavage and polyadenylation specificity factor complex. The record is from RefSeq and is a predicted model, not a curated record. The transcript is spliced from 3 exons. Gene Ontology annotation, molecular function: mRNA binding. Gene Ontology annotation, biological process: mRNA alternative polyadenylation. Bases 1 to 1215 code for a protein of 404 amino acids. Lineage: Eukaryota; Fungi; Ascomycota; Eurotiomycetes; Eurotiales; Aspergillaceae.
AUGGCUACCGACGAUGAUAACUUCGACAUUGACAUCUACGGCGAUGGAACUUACAACGCCAAUGAGCCUGGCGAGUUCAAGCAGGAGGAUUCUGAGCUCGUCCUAGACGAGGCCGAGAAUCAGCCCGACUCUGGCACUGGAUCUUCUAACACUGUCAAACAGGAGAACCCUGCUGCCACUCAGAACCAGCAGCUGAACAACAACGGAGCUCCAGCUGUCCCCCAGCAGCAAGCACCCAACCACGGUCUGCCUGCCCCCCCUCAGGGAGUCAAGCGAAAGGAGUACGAGGACCAAUCCGUGGAUCCCGGUGCUACCACUGCAUUGCUUAUUUCGGAUCUAUCCUGGUGGACCACCGAUGAUGAGAUUCGAGGCUGGGUUAACCAGGCCGGAGUUGAGAACCAGUUGAAGGAUGUGACCUUCAGCGAGCACAAAGUGAACGGCAAGAGCAAGGGUCAAGCAUUCGUUGAGUUCACUACCGCCCAUGCAGCGACCGCAACUAAACACAGUAUUGAAAGGAAUGGUGGUCCCACCCGCAAGCACACCGUGCAGUACACCCUCGCACACCAGAACCCGUUUAAGACACUUCCUAAGGAUACCCCGGCGCGUAACGGUGGCGGUCGCGGCGGCGGCGCACCCCACAACGCCGGUAACAACCCUAACUUCGGCAUGAACAACCACGCCGGCGGCGGAUUCCGCGGCCGAGGCGGCUUCAACCGCGGCGGCAUGGGCGGCAACAUGAACAAUAACUUUAACAACCGCAACAACUUCAACCCCAUGGGUGGAUUCCAAGGCGCUCACAACCCCAUGAUGGGUGGCUUCCAGGGUGCCCCGAUGGGCGGCAUGCAGAACUUUGGAUUCAACAAUCGCGGCAACAUGAUGGGUGGUGGUAUGCGAGGUGGUAUGCGAGGUGGUCGUGGUGGGAAUGCAAUGGGCGGUGGCCCCAACAUGAUGGGUAUGCCUACUAUGACUCCCCCCAUGGGUGGCAUGGGCAUGAACCCGAUGGGUGGUAUGAAUCCAAUGAUGGGCGGCGGCAUGCCUGGUGGCAUGGGAGGCAACAUGCCGAUGCAAGGACCACAAGGUUUCCAAGGCCCCAACCCCGGAUUCAAUCAGGGCUACUUCAACCCCAACAAUCCCAAUAAUACCAACAAUCAGGGCCCUACCUCCGACGGAGGUUCCUGGAACCCCCACGGCGCGAAGCGCAGCCGUCAAGACUAA